Lucilia sericata (common green bottle fly) is the source of this 4602-nucleotide messenger RNA. It is a transcript of the gene CrebA, whose product is annotated as cyclic AMP response element-binding protein A. Gene Ontology annotation, molecular function: DNA-binding transcription factor activity, RNA polymerase II-specific; cAMP response element binding. Bases 16 to 1872 code for a protein of 618 amino acids. Gene Ontology annotation, biological process: regulation of transcription by RNA polymerase II. The transcript has 5 exons. Lineage: Eukaryota; Metazoa; Arthropoda; Insecta; Diptera; Calliphoridae. The record is from RefSeq and is a predicted model, not a curated record.
AAUAAUUUGUUUUUCAUGUUUUGUGUGUGUGUGUUUUGUUUGUUUAUUUAUUUACAGACCGAUUCAUUGAAAUUGUCAACUGAUAGCGAUAUGCACGAUUGGUUUUUAGAACGAGAUGUCAAAGAUGCUGCAGUUAUACUCAAUGACAAAUUAAUAUCGGAUGCUCUAUUGAAUGGCACACUACCAAUUAAAUCGGAACACUCCUACAGUCUUAAUAGCGAUGGAGAUUCUCUGCCAGAUUCACCACACAGUCUCCAUACUAAAAUGGAUGACAUGGAAGAUGAAUGCUAUCCCGCCAUUUCGCUUAAAACUGCUACCAGCAAUAUAAGGUCUCUUAGCACAGCCACCAUAGAUCCUAGAUGUCUAACAAUCACCACCUGCUCACCAAUGGCCAGCACCUCAACAUCGUUGGCCUCUUCCUCAACAGCAAGUAUGUCGGGUUUGAAUUUACAUCCCUUGGUUUCAACGGCAGCUUCUACCAUAACCAGUCAAUCAAAUCCUACCUUGUCCUCAACAAACAGUAGCCAUUCCUCAAAUAUAUAUGCUGGUCUGUGUAAAAUAGCCACUACCGCACCCAUAACGCUCAAUUUGCGCCAAUUGGACACAUGUCAAACAUUGAACACCUCCACAGAUGCCAAAUUGUUGGUGAAACAACAACAACAACAACAGUUACCCGCCUUACAUACAACAAACACACAACAGCAGUUUCAAAUGCAACAGCAGCAGCAACACCAGCAACAAUAUCUACCUCAUGAUGAUUUAGUUAAUAUGAUGGAUGACUGUGAAUCUAGUGUUUCCUCCAGGGAGGGCAGUCAAUCACCUGAUAUUUGCUCAGACAUAGAAAUCGAUGAAUCCUGCAUUAAAAACGAGCCCAUGUCUCCCGAUUCUAGCUGUCCCUCUAGUCCUGAGGGAGGCGAUGAGUCAGCCGCUAAUAACAACUCGAAUGGCACUCUUAGUCUAACCAUGGCCAAUAUGGCUGCUUUCACAAAUUCCGAUCUUGUAUUUGAACACAAGGAUGGCUGUCUACAACUAACACCCUCUUCACAAAGCCUGCUCAAGUCACAACCCUUUAUAUUAAGCUCAAGUGCCCACAAUGUCAUUAUACCCAAAAUUACCAUUAAAUCCGAGGGUAAUGUAACAAAUACCGCUACAUUUGUUAACGCCACAACCUCCGUAACAAAAACAAAUGCCACCUCGUAUGGUUUGCCCUUAACCCCGCCUUCUUCGCACUCCAGUGAUGGUUCCGAGGGUAAUCUCACACCUGAGCAUAUGCUAUCACCACAAUCGCCUACCUCUUCUUCAACAUCCGCCGCCGCCAACAACAGCAACACCGCCAUCAACAGCAAUGCGAGGUCAAGUUCGCAACCAACCAGCGGGGUUUUGACAGUUACCUCCAUUAGGCGUAAUACCAACAGCUCUGCCUCGUCGACUACCUCCAGCACAAGUUCCAGCGUUAGUAUGGGACGUCAUGCAAGUGCUGGUGGUGGCUCUACCCGCCAGCCCAUACAUACACCUUUGAUUAGCUCACAGCCAAAGGGUUCUACGGGAACUUUACUUUUGACGGAAGAAGAGAAACGUACUCUAUUAGCUGAGGGCUAUCCCAUACCACAAAAGCUACCAUUAACCAAAGCUGAGGAAAAGUCAUUAAAGAAAAUCAGAAGAAAAAUCAAAAAUAAGAUUUCCGCCCAAGAAAGUAGGCGUAAGAAAAAAGAAUAUAUGGACCAAUUAGAACGUAAAGUUGAUAUUUUAGUUAAUGAAAAUAACGACUAUAAGAAACGUGUCAAAAAUCUUGAAGAUUCCAAUGCCAGCCUACUAAGUCAAUUGCACAAAUUACAGGCUUUGGUAAACAAACAAAACCUCAAGAAGUCUUAAACGACUCUAAACUGUUACAACAAUUUAGGAGAAAAGUAAAACAACAACAACAGCAACAUGUUGGUAAACUAAAAUAUUUAAAAAAAAUUGUUCUCAUAACAUUCCCCCACCCCUCCCCCCUCUCUAACCACUACCCUCCUAAACAAACUCUAAUAUUUUAUUUAUUAGACUUAAGACAGGAAAUAUGUUUAAACUAAAGGCGUUUGUUUAAAAAAAAAACACAAAUAUUAUAUAGAUUUUACCAAUAUAUUUAUAUAGAAUUAUAUUUACAACAACAACAAAUCAAAAUAUAUUUAUGUGUAUUAAACAAAUAAUAAGAGCUUAAAACCAACAUUACAAACGCCCACCCGCCCUUUAUUAUGCUAACUUUAACUUACUUUAAUUAGAGAGCUUAAAUCUUAAAGUUUAACUCUUUUUUAUUUAAUAAUUUUUAUAAAAAAAAACUUUCUGUUUAAUUUAAAUGUUUUUUCAAGUAGCAUUUUUUUAAAAAGAUUUUUCAUUACUUUUUAUUAAACUUAUAACUGGCUUAAUAUAUGAAACCAGUAGAAGUAAUAGAAGUUGUUAGAAAAAGAAGUGAAACUAGUAAAGAAUAUUAAGAUAUUGUUUGACUGCCUCGCUAUAUGCCAAUUAUAAAUAUUUGUCUAGAAAUUAAGUUUCGCUAAAAAGUCGUCUUCUAUAGAGAACAUAUUUUUUUUAGUAACAAAAACAAGCAAAGUUAAGUUGAGGUUUUUUAAGCAAAAAAUAUAUAGAAAGAAAAUAAAUAGAAAUGACGUUAUGUUUUAAUAAUGUUCUGCUUUUUGUUAGUUUUUUUUUUUUUGUAAUUUGUUUUUUUUUUUUGGGCAAAUUUGGCUGAUGAUCUAAAUAAUAUGGUCCUUCCGUUUUAUAGAAUUAUAAAAAAAAAAAACAACAGAAAAAUACAUUCCCUGGUCGAAAAUAAUAAAACUAUUUAUAGUUAAAGAAACUAGUGUUUUAAAGUUUUAACUAAAUUAGUAAUUGUCUCUAUUAAUUGUAAGCAAAGCCACUUAGUUUAAUUAGUUUUCUUUUAUUUUUAGUUAAACAAAAUGAGAAAUCUUCUCCGAGCCACUUUAAAUAUUUGUUUUUAAUUCAAGUUUUUAUAUACAUACUACUAUAUAUUAGGUAAUAUUAUUAAAUAGAAUGUUUUUUGGCAAAACAAUUCUUUUAAUUUACUUUAAAUACUAAUUAUUUUGCGUAUUCAAUUAAAGAACAGCAAUGAGAUGUUAAACAGGAUUUUUAUAGGAGUAGAAAGUGAGUGUAGAUUUGUAAAAUAUAAGAUAUUGGAUGAGAGUUUUACUCCAAUAUAAAAAUAGUAAAAAAUUUGUUAAUUUUGGGGAAUGUUCCUUCAGGAGUGUUCAGAGGAUCUUGCAGCAGCAGCAGAUAUUGUUCCAAUUAUUUUUUGCAUGGACCAAACUUUGAGCUCCAAUUUCCAAGUCAUCGAAUUUUAACCCAAAACAUGCGAUCCAAUUCAAGUACUUCUUUACACCAAACGAACAAGAUUUUCGUAUAGAAUCCAUGAAUUUCUUCAAUGAGCUAGAUAAUCAGGCCAAUCAGGAACAAUUAUUCCCCGGGAAUUUUGUUCCCUUUAGCUGUAGGAGAGAGAACAACCUCCCAGAGAGUUUAUUAUCCAGAACAGGCCUGUAUUUCUUUUUCUCUCAUCUCUACGGAGAUUAGUGCAAGUGUCAUUCGUAUUAUCCGAUAAUCAUUAUUCUUUUUGUGCCUGAUUUGGUGAGAAAACUUUAUUGAGUACAAAAACUGCUUAAAUAUCGCCAAUUUUAGACGAUUUUAUGAAGCUAAUAGUAUUGUAUUUAUUGAGUACAAGAAUUGAUUAGAAUGUCAUUUGUUAAAGAUGAUCUUUAGGAGUUAAAAGAAUGAUCCAUGGAUUUUCACAAUUCUCCGAAACUUUUGAAUGUCAAAAGCUCUGCAAAUUGUGUUGAUAUCUGCUUGAAAUUUGAUGGACUCCUACAGUUUAGUCCACAAAUCAACAUCAGCUACACUUCAAACAGUAAGUUCUACAAAAAACACUUUUUUCAAAGGGUUAUAACUUGCAAUUUUGCUUAAAAAUUUAACAUCUCAAGGCUUAACGGGACAUUUAUUUGCAAUUUAUCGUUUAUUAAUAUUAUAUUAAUUUGAAACAAACUCUAAAAAGAGUUCUAAAAAAGGGUUUUUUAUGCCUAUGAGGCUUAAAUAAUAAACAGAAAAAAAGCUUUAAAUAUAAUUUGUGUAUAAGAAGAAAGGGGAAACAAAUAAACGAUAAUUUUAAAAACAAAGUCUCAAAGAUUUCUUUCAAUUAAAAAAAUAAAAACUGAUAUUAAAAGCUGUUCUUGAAAACAAACUAAAAUUUCCCUCUAUAAUAAUAAAAUACAUAAAUUAAAUAAUUAUUGUUAAGUUUUUUUCCAAUAGUUUAAAAUAAAAAUUAUGUAAAAACUUUUUUAGUUUUCUUUUUUUUUUGUGUAAUUAGCUAUUUAAGUUACAGCAUGUUGAUUUAUUUUAAUUAAAGCUAAGAAUUUAUUACUUUGUAAACAAACACACACACAAACACAACAAAAAAUACAUUUUAUUAUUUUAUAAUAAUAAAAAAAACAAACACCAGGAAUUGUAUGAAACGAAAUUUAAAAGAAAUGCAUGUUGAGGUAUAAUGAGAGUGAAUGUUUGAUUUUGUUAAAUAGUCCAAUUUUUAAAUAAAUUUUAAUAAAUAACAAGAAUUUAAAUGAA